UGUGUGUGUGCAUUUCUGAUUCAUAGGGUGGAUGGGGCAUUUGAACAUGGGGAGAAACAGUCAGUUAAAUUGAUCACGUUUCUCCUCACCAAACUGGAGCACCAUUAUCUCACUGCCAGGAAUGACAUGCUGCUUGCAGCUCGUACAGCGCCGAUUCAUGGUGUUGUAAGUGCUUUGCAGAAGGGCUUGCUGGAGGUGCCAGGGGUCCUAGUGGAGACAGUAACCCACAGUGUUGCAGGAGACAUUGUGUCUUUGAUAGAAAAGCUCACUCUACUGCUGUUAGGUGUGCUGUAUGGGGACCAGGACACACAGGAGAAAGAUGUGCCGCCAUCAUUCUGUGACAUGGGGAAUGCAAUCAGUUCUCUGAUUGGUCAGGGUGGGGUUGAGGGGGCGGGACUUGAUGAGGAUGGAGAGGAGAAUGUGCUGCUCUCUGAGGAACAUAGUCUAGUGCUGACAUGCUGCUGGGUUUCUUUGAAGGAAAUUGGUAUUUUUCUGGGCUCUCUGGUGGAGAGAAUCUUGUCGCUGCACUGUAAAGAACUGACUUUGAGUGUGGAAGAACUCAGGAAGGCUUCCAAAGUAUUUAAAGACAUCAUUCUGAAAUGUAGACACUGGGGGGCAGUAGAGGGCUGCUGUAUUGGCUUUACUAAGUUCUGCAGGGCUCUACUGAGCAGCUCGGAUCCGGAGAUCAGAGAGAUCCCGCCUCUCAUAUUAAAACAGGGCCUUUCUGUUCUCCAGUCGCCCCGUAGUACUUCAGUUACGAGGCGUGCUGCCGGCCUACCCAUGCUGAUUUUGGGUGUGUUAGCUGCUGAGGACUCUAGCAAGACUCGCCCACUUUUAGCACAAACCAUUAACACCCUACUGGACACAGCCAAAGCACCUCUUCCCCAGGACUGGGACCAAACUCUCGAUUUACCACAGGUGUGUGCCGUUCACACCCUUCAAGCUCUGGUGAAGGGCUCCAGUCUGGGUGUAGCUGUUCUCCAGUACACCCCUGUGGUGGCCAUUCUGUCUCUCACACUCCUCAGCUCACCAUGCUGGGCUAUGAGGAACGCAGCCCUGCAGCUCUACAGUUCUCUGUGCACCAGAAUGUUGGGUCAGCAGCCUAGCGGUGAAGAGGGCUCUGCUCAUUCCGGCAUGUCUUCUCCUUCCUUCUUUAACCUCUACCCAGCCCUACAGCCCUUCCUCCAGGGGGCGCUGGAAAGCGCAGCUACAGACCUUCAUGAUGCCACCCUUCUCCUGCACCCUUCCCUCUACCCUGUCCUCACCCUGCUCGCCAAACUGCAGCCUGGUGCUGAGGAACAGACACGGGCUCUGCGGGAGUUCCUGCCUCCGCUCUUCCUCCUCGCUGCCAGCCCAGUCUAUGGCGUACGAAUGAUGUCAUCAAGAGCCCUAGUUGCUAUGAUACCACCGAGUGAAUAUCUGGCAACUGUCCUGCAGUCGGUGGAGAAGCUGCCGGUGUCACCGGACGUUGUGUGCUGUCACAACAGACUGCAUGGCCAACUCCUACAGAUAGGAGCCAUACUGGCACGGGCACUCAAAACUAGCAUUCGGUUGUCUCUCAGUGAGGUUGUGAGUGAGUUUGAAUCCAGACUGUGGAUGGCAUCUGUGAGGCAGCGGUGUCCGCUGGUGCGGCUGGCGUAUCUGGAUAUAGUGAGUCUGAUAAGAGGCCACUGCUCCAAUGCUUUCCUCACUCAGCUCUCUUCUCAACUGCUGCAGGACAUUCACAGGACUCCAAACAUACUAGAGGUUGGCUCUGCUUCUUUCCACCAAAGUGCAGUGAACUUCCUGUGUGGGGAUCCUGAGUGGGCGUGUCAGGUGUGGCAGCAUCUGGCCAAUGGCAGCGCAGUGGUACGUCUCUCAUUGGUCAAGUCUGCAACAGAGGGGCGUGGCUGGAGAGGAACUGUCCUACAGCGGGUUAUGGAGGAAGCGCUGCAGGCCAACCUGAGGAAGGCGCUGUUGGACCAGAACGUGGAGUACAGAGGAGCAUUCUUGAGCGCAUUAGUUGAGGUUAUGACCCCUGAGGAAGACAGUCUUGCUCUGCCCCGUCCCUGUCCUUCAGGGUUUGGGGAGACAUGGCUGCAGGAGUGUGUGGAGGUUCUGUUCACUGAUCUGGAGUCAGAUAGAGGAGGACCCGAGCUGAUCUCCACGGCUCUGUGUGCAGUCAGCCUGCUCCUUUGUCACAGUGUGGACUCGUCUCUGCUCCAGCGCUGGUGUAAGUUAUUAGAGAAACACAGAUGUCCUGAAGCCCCUGAGGCCCUCAGAGCAGCAUGUGCACAGGCUCUGUGUCUGUGCGGCGUCCACGUAGUGACCAGGAGCCUGACAGAAGACCUCAUGCUCAAACAGCUCAGUACCAGGUUGAUCAGCACAGGUAUCUACCUGCUUCAGGAUGAGAGUCCACAGGUCAGAGCCAAGGCAGCUGUCUUUGCAUCUCUGCUCCACUGUUCUGUCCGACGGCCGGAAGAGCCACAGAAAUGUUUCUACAUGCAGGCGAACUUGGCUCUGCACUCGCUGCUCAACCUGCUCUUAGAGGAAUUCUGGGAUGCAAGCUGUGCUUUGGAGGCCUUAGUGUGCCACUUACCUGACUGUGAUCUGAACGCUGCACUGAAGGAGGCCAAAGAGACACAAUGUCGCAGUCUGUAUGAGCGAGAUGAAGCAAAUGUGUUUGCAGAGCCAUCUGUGAUCUCAGAGUGCCUAUUGCCAUACCUAUUGAAUCUGGUUAAACAUUACCCAAAAUCCUCCACUCUCGCAAAGAUUCUGGAGCGCUGGGCCCAAAACAGUGCCGCCAUUGUCAAAGAGAAUCUCACAAUUUGUAUGCAGCUACAGUUAGGUGAUAUCCUGAAUCCUGAUUCGCUGAGUUUUCUAAUUGAACCCCGUUUCCAUGGCGCUCUUUCAGGCCUGUUCACUCGGGCGAUUGUACUACUCCAGCUGUGCAAGGAGUGUGAUUCCCUACGACCCCUGCUUGACCCUUUGAGUUCAUCUAAAAACCUUCAGGACAUUCAUAGACAGUUUGUCCUAAAUGGACUCUUCCUUCCUCAGGUCUUCAUUGAUGCACUGAACACAGAUGAAUCCAGGCCUGUCACAGAUCAGGCAUGCAUUAUUGCUGUUACAGGCUCUUCAUCAUCAAAUUGAGUGGAAACUAUUGGAAAGGAAGAAUACCAGUCCUUUGUUGUGGAGCAACAGCUCUGUGAGUGUAGCACAUCUAAAUCUGAAACGGCUGAAAGAUGCCAUUGUUUCUUGAUGGGUGGUGAUUUCUGAAGUAGAGUGCACUGCAAGGGGGGACAAACAGACUGAGGCGUCACAAGGACUCAGCAUGCAUGCUUAUAUUUUUAGCCAAAUCUCACUUUGGAACCGAAGGAGAUUCAUGCUUGUCUAUUGAUGCAUUUUUUACAUUCAUUAAAUAAAAACUGAAUAACUUGUAGAAUCUUUGGGCUAACCCUGAUCUGUUAUACCAGAAACAAAUGUUGAAAAUGAGGUGCUGCUUUUUUAACAGCCAAUCUAAAUCUCAUGGUUCGCUGUCAUAACACUUCACAAAAGCCCAAACCGGUUUGAGCUGCCUCAUACCGACCUCAAAGAAUCUUCUGAUACACACACGGCAGCAGCAAUUAACUCUUUUCCUGCGAUUCAUUCUGUCUUGAUCCUUUCUUUUAUAUUCCCAAUACAGUAUGUUUUUUUUAUCAUUUUAUCCGUUUUCUUUCUCACUCUGUAGCCUUUUCUCAUCCUCCUUGUGUCUUUGCGUAAGCCACUUCUACUCAGGUUUCCACUGCGGGGGUAAAUGCAUCAAACAGUGAUGUAAUGGCUUUUGCGGCAACAGUAGAGCUGCCCUAUGAUAACAGCAGGGGAAUAGUGUCUGCUUCAUGCCACAUUAGAGGCUGUCCUCCCAGGUUAAGUGCCCUCAGCACAGGGCUACAGUAGUUCAUGAUUCAUGGUUGGAAUAUGUCCUCAGUUGCUGUGCAACGCUCCUGCAUGUCACGGGACAGUGUUAGGGACGCAGAUGGGUAUCCCAGUAGCCAUCAGUGCAGCAGAUGGUCUGAGUUUACAGCAGAAUGUUUCUCUAUGAAUGCUGCAAUUUUGUUUCAAAUUACACAUUGAUUAUUUUAGAGUCUAGAGAACAUUCAUGUGUAUUCUCUAUAUUGUUUAUGACUAUGCAUGUGUAUUGUAUUCUAAAAGCUUUCAGUACAUGUUCACUUUUUUUUUCUCCAAAUAACACUUUUUAAACCAACCAGUCAAACAGCAUUUCAAAACCGGUAGACUAUGUGGAACAAACAGGAGUAAUAGCUGGGUGUCAAAAACAGCAACGACAUAAUCACCCAACUUUAAAAUAAGGAAAUGCUGUAGUCUUUGAAUGCCUGAGCUCUCUCCCACUCAUCCGCCUGGGUGCACGACUCACAAGAAACGCUGCCAAGUCGACUGGGGUUGGAAACUUUGUAUAAUUUCUUGGAAAAUUAAAGUGGGUCAGUUAACCUGGCAGCAGCAUCAUGGGAAGGAAGCAGGCAAUCUGGUCUCAUUACAGCUGAUUGCUUGCUUCCAUGCUCCAACAUGUCAAAACCAUCAUUUCCAAAAUGUCAUAAAAUUCAUACCUAUUAGAUACAUCAAGAGAUUUCACCUAGGGAUUAAUGGUGAAGUUUUAAAGCAGAAAAUGUGACACUGCUCUUCCUGUGAACUGAGCUGAAUAGUUAUGUACAGUGCUUAACAAAGCCAAUGCACUUUAAACAAAGGGGAAUGUCAGUUUAGAGCUUUCCAGAAUGCACCACUGAGAAACCGACAAAAAGAGCAUGACCAUGAACAAACCAGAGAGGACAGCUGUUUCAGAGCUGAACAGCUUACACCGAUUGUGACACAUCACUAAUCAACCCUGCGCUUUCCUUCUUUUUAUAGUGUCUCCUCAGGGGACCCUCGGUUUCUUUGUAAAUAAUAGAGGCGCUCAUUGUUCCUUGAUCUCCUAAUGAAGUUCUGCUCUGUCAGAUUUGUUAAACAAGAAUAGAUGACGGGAGAGUGUUGUGAUGAUGAAUUUGUGUGCAGGGUUUGGCCCGUUUCACUCAUGUUGCAUGGAAGCUCAUUCGGUCACAUAGCUUUCACCAGAAAAGAUGCUAAUAAUAUGAAUUUUCUUUCAAUUGUAAUUCACCAAGCCAAGGAAUUGUGUCUCAUAAAGACGUCAGUUGUGAAAAUAAAAUCAAAAUAAUAGAUCAUAAUUUUCAUAGAUGGCAUAAUGAAAAAUAUAUCAUCAGAAAUAAUAUAACAAAAAUUGAUCAUGAUACAGUCUGAUACAUUCUGAUUUAGGGAAUAUAAAAUGUAUAAUAAUUUUUAAACAAUUAUGUAAUAACAUUCUGUUUAUUUUUAUUGACA
This is a messenger RNA of Carassius auratus (goldfish), 5343 nucleotides long. RefSeq lists its product as uncharacterized. Gene Ontology annotation, biological process: tRNA methylation. Gene Ontology annotation, cellular component: cytosol. The transcript is spliced from 16 exons. Lineage: Eukaryota; Metazoa; Chordata; Actinopteri; Cypriniformes; Cyprinidae. The record is from RefSeq and is a predicted model, not a curated record. Bases 127 to 3129 code for a protein of 1000 amino acids.